AUGUUUAAGCUGCACUGCACACGUGCAUGUAUACUUUUUCUUUGUUGGACAAAUGUAAUCAUAGACAUGAAGAACAAGACAACAUAAAUGGAACGACUGAGGUUCACUCAACUCAUCUGAUCACAGGAAGAAGAAUGCUUCUGUUAGCAUCAUCAUCCCCUUCUCUUUCUCUUUCUCUUUCUCUUCCUUCAGUCUUCCACCUUCAUUAUCCUCUUCCUUCUUCAUUCCCUUGCCCUUCUCUCCACCUUCGCUUUCCUUCCCAAGCAACCCCACUUCGCCUCCAUACCCCACUUCCCCUUUCUUGCUCCCUUAAUUCUUCUUCCUCCGUGGAACAAUCUGCUUCACUUUCUCAGAUGCAGAAUAGCUUGUUGUACUCCAGAGCUUAUUGGGUCACUGAAUUUCUCAUUGCUUGGAACGUGGAUGUUGCAAAUGAGUUUUCUUGCCAACUGAUUGCCAGCAAAAAUGCUUCUUUGACCAUUGCGAAUGACCAAAUUCAAGGUGAGGAUUUGAAAGUUGAGCUUCAAGAGGAUAGAGCUGGCCUUCCUGCAAAUGUGUUGGAGAAAUUUCCACAUAUUCGAGGUUACAAAGCUUUCAAGCUGCCAUCCACUUUGGAUGUUAAACCUCUUCUUAAAUCCCAGUUAGCAGUUGCGAUUUAUGAUUCUGAUGAUAAAUGUAGGAAUUGUACUGGUUUACAGUUACCUGGUGUUUUAGAUGAGGUUUUCUCAUAUAAUGGUCCUCUUGGUGCACUUUUCUCAGAGGAAGCUGUGUCACUUAACCUGUGGGCGCCAACUGCUCAAGCAGUACGUGCUUACAUCUAUAAGGACCCAUCAGGAGAUGAUCCCAUAGAAAUUGUUUGCCUUGAGGAGGAAAAUGGUGUUUGGAGAACUAAAGGACCAAAAAGUUGGGAGCACUGUUACUAUGUUUAUGAAGUAUGUGUUUACCAUCAUAGCACUUUGCGGGUUGAAAAAUGCUAUGCAAAUGAUCCAUAUGCUAGAGGAGUUUCAUCGGAUGGGCAGCGGACUUUUCUACUUAAUCUUGACUCUGAUGAGUUGAAACCCGAUGGAUGGGAUGAUCUGGCAAAUGAAAAACCUACCAUACAUUGUUUCACUGAUAUAAGCAUAUAUGAAAUGCAUAUAAGGGAUUUCAGUGCCACUGACCUCUCUGUGCAACCUGCAUUUCGUGGUGGUUAUCUGGCCUUUACAUUGCAGGAUUCUGCAGGUGUACUUCAUCUGAAGAGAUUAUCAAGUGCUGGUAUCACUCAUGUCCAUCUAUUGCCAACAUUUCAAUUUGCUGGUGUUGAUGAUCAAAAGGAGAACUGGAGAUUUGUAGAUACCUCAAUACUGGAAAGUUUCCCACCUGAUUCCGAUCAGCAACAAGCUCUCAUCACAGCUAUCCAAAAUUUUGAUGGGUACAACUGGGGGUACAACCCUGUUCUUUGGGGGGUUCCUAAAGGCAGUUAUUCAAGUAAUCCAAAUGGUCCAUACCGUACAAUUGAGUUCCGAAAGAUGGUUAAGGCUCUUAACCAUAUGGGCCUCCGGGUUGUAUUGGAUGUUGUCUACAAUCAUUUGCAAGGAAGUGGGCCUUUUGACGAACAUUCUGUCCUUGAUAAGAUUGUUCCAGGUUACUAUUUAAGAAGGAAUAGGGAUGGAUUCAUUGAGAACAGUACUUGUAUAAAUAACACUGCUAGUGAGCACUUUAUGGUUGAGCGUUUGAUUCUUGACGAUCUUGUACACUGGGCACUCAAUUACAAGAUUGAUGGGUUCAGAUUUGACCUCAUGGGCCACAUAAUGAAGAGAACGAUGGUGCAAGCAAAAACUGCUCUCCAUUGUUUAACAACAGAAAAGGAUGGAGUAGAUGGUUCAAGUAUCUACAUAUAUGGCGAGGGAUGGGACUUUGGUGAAGUUGCCAAAAAUGGACGUGGGAUUAAUGCUUCUCAGUUCAAUCUCCCAGGAACACAAAUUGGGAGCUUUAAUGAUCGAAUACGCGAUGCCAUACUUGGUGGGUCUCCAUUUGGCGACCCUCUUCAACAGGGUUUUGUGACUGGACUACUCUUGCAGCCUAAUGACCAUGACCAUGGAACAGAAGAAAAUGCGAAAUCCAUGCUUGCUGCAUCAAUGGAUCACAUCCAGAUUGGAAUGGCUGCCAACUUGCAGGAUUUUGUGCUAACCAAUUGUAAAGGUGAAGAGGUAAAAGGGUCAGAAAUAUUAACAUAUGGUGGGACACCUGUUGCAUAUGCCUCAUGCCCCACAGAGACUAUCAAUUAUGUUUCUGCUCAUGACAAUGAAACCCUAUUUGACAUUGUGAGCUUAAAGACCCCAAUGGACAUCACUGUAACUGAGAGAUGUAGGAUAAACCAUUUGGCAACCAGUAUUGUAGCAUUAUCACAGGGUAUACCAUUUUUUCAUUGUGGAGAUGAGAUUCUCCGCUCAAAAUCACUGGACCGAGAUUCAUACAAUUCUGGUGACUGGUUCAACAGACUUGACUUUACAUACAAUAGUAAUAAUUGGGGUGUUGGACUUCCUCCUCAAGAGAAAAAUGAAAAGAACUGGCCACUAAUCAAACCAAGACUAGCAAACCCAUCCUUCAAGCCUCAGAAGAUUGACAUUCUUGCUACCAUGGACAAUUUCUUGAACCUGCUACGUAUAAGGUACUCUUCACCACUUUUCCGCUUGAAGACAGCAAAUGCUAUCCAGCAACGAGUAAGCUUUCACAAUACAGGACCUUCAUGGGUUUGUGGAGUCAUAGUAAUGAGCAUUGAAGAUGGUCAUGAUGGCUUUCCUGGGUUGUCUCAGCUGGAUCCCAUAUACUCCUUCAUUGUGGUUGUCAUGAACGCAAGUCCAAAAGAAGCAUCAUUUGUUUGCCCUGCCCUGCAAUCGAGAAGCCUCCAGUUGCAUCCCAUACAGGUAUCAUCAUCAUCCGAUGAAGUAGUUAAGAGCUCAAGAUACGAGGCAUCUUCUGGGUGUUUCGUUGUGCCUCAAAGGACAACAGCUGUGUUUGUGGAGCCAAGGAAAACAUGAGUCACUGCUUCAGCCAAGCAUGUAAAAGUUGCUUUGGGAUGCUUCUUUUCUGACCUUCACUUGGAUUUAAAGCUUUCGCAUCACUUUUCCUUUUCUUCCUUUUUAAAGACAUGUUUGGUAUAUAUUUCUGUUCUUGUUUUUCUUUGUCUUCAAUAAUAUUAAUAAUAAUUAUAAAA
Messenger RNA from Vigna umbellata (rice bean), 3193 nucleotides. RefSeq names its product limit dextrinase (gene LDA). Gene Ontology annotation, molecular function: pullulanase activity. Lineage: Eukaryota; Viridiplantae; Streptophyta; Magnoliopsida; Fabales; Fabaceae. Gene Ontology annotation, biological process: carbohydrate metabolic process. The record is from RefSeq and is a predicted model, not a curated record.